AAAGGAAAGAAAGAGACGAAGAAAGAGUGAGUUCAUCGUCUCUACCCAAAGCUUCAUCUCUAUCGCCUCUUCUUCUUGUUGUCCCGUCGUUCCUUCUCUCCCAAGACUUCCCAGACUCCCUUGGCUACAAGGAUCGCAGCCACGAUCGAGCUACAAAGCCUCAUCCUUUGCUGAUUGGAUUCCAUUAGGCCGAUCUAGGGAUGGCGGAGGAGGAGGACUACGCCUCGUCCAGCGAUAUGGAGGAAGAGGACAUGUCCGGCUUCUAUCUCAGCGAUCGAGAGGAAGACGUUCUGGAGGAGACCGUCCUUCAGGGACUCGAAUCCCAGCACGAGGAGGAUUGCCACUGGUCCGUCUCCUCGGUUAUCACGAAAGAGUCUCUUUUGGCUGCACAGAAAGAGGAUUUGAGAAAGGUGAUGGAGUUGUUGGCUCUUAGCGAGCAGCAUGCCCGAACUCUCCUAAUUUAUUAUCGUUGGGAUGUGGAGAGGAUAUUUGAGUUGUUGGAGCAGAGGGGGAAAGAGAAAUUGUUUUCAGAGGCUGGAGUGACUAUCAUUGACAAGAGUAAUGUCAUUGGCUUGUUAAAUUCAUCGCAGACAGUAAACUGUAGUAUCUGUUUUGAGGAUGUUACACAAAAUUCAGUGACAGAGAUGGAUUGUGGGCACUCCUAUUGUAACGAUUGUUGGACAGAACAUUUUAUUGUCAAAAUAAAUGAUGGGCAAAGUCGCCGAAUUAGAUGCAUGGCUCCCAAAUGCACUGCUGUUUGCGAUGAAGCCAUUGUCCGAACUCUAGUCAGUGCUAGACAUCCAGAUAUUGCAGAUCGCUUUGACCGGUUUCUUCUUGAAUCAUAUAUUGAGGACAACAAUAAAGUCAAAUGGUGCCCCAGCAUACCGCAUUGUGGAAAUGCAAUACGUGUCGAGGGUGAUAUUUGUUGUGAGGUGGAAUGUACAUGUGGCAUUCAAUUUUGUUUCAGUUGCUUAUCCGAAGCACACUCACCUUGUUCAUGCCAGAUGUGGGAGCUUUGGACAAGAAAAUGUCAGGAUGAGUCUGAAACAGUAAAUUGGAUGACAGUUAACACAAAGCCAUGCCCCAAGUGUCACAAGCCUGUUGAAAAGAAUGGUGGUUGCAAUCUAGUCGCAUGUAUAUGUGGACAAGCUUUUUGUUGGUUAUGUGGCGGUGCUACUGGACGAGACCAUACCUGGUCGAGCAUUGCUGGACACAGUUGUGGACGCUUCAAAGAGGAUAUUGCUAAGAGGACAGAACGGGCUAGGCGUGAUCUCUAUCGAUAUAUGCAUUAUCACAACCGAUACAAGGCCCAUACAGAUUCUCUUAACCAAGAAAGCAAUCUCAAGGAAAGUAUCCAGGAAAAAAUAGCUGUAUCAGAAAGUAAGCAAUCCAAAAUUAAAGAUUAUAGUUGGGUGAUGAAUGGGUUGAACCGGCUCUUCAGAUCAAGGCGUGUGCUCUCUUAUUCAUAUCCAUUCGCAUUUUACAUGUUUGGUGAUGAGCUCUUCAAGGAUGAGAUGACACCUCAAGAAAGGGAUAUGAAGCAAAACCUAUUUGAGGACCAGCAACAACAGUUAGAGGCCAAUGUAGAGAAACUUUCCAUGUUUUUAGAGAAGGAGUUUCAGACUUUCAGUGACGAUGAGGUAUUGGACACAAUGAGUCAUGUGAUUAAUUUGUCCAACGUUGUUGAUAAACUAUGCAAGCAAAUGUACCAAUGCAUUGAGAAUGAACUACUUUAUCCUCUCCAACGUGCAACCCACAAUAUUGCCCCAUACAAAUCAAAAGGCCUCGAGAGAGCGACUGAACUCUCCGUUUGCUGGGAUUCUGAUCAAAGUCUUAGGAGCACGAAAAACAAUAAUGAAGGGAGCUGUGCAAGAUGGGAUUUGGCUGUGAAUGGAAUCGGAACAACUGGAACAGGCAGGCAUUCCGGUAGUCAAUUUCCUGGCUCUUCUAGUUCUGAUGAGAGUGGAUGCUCGUCCACACGGAAAAGGCCUAGAAGAGAUGUUGCUGGAGCUGCUGCACCUUUUGAUCUCAACAUGCCACCUGAAGUGAUUGACAACAGCCGAUAUUAGUCACAGCAUUUGCAACUGUACAGCUUUGACUUGGACCAGUAAUGGCUACUGAGCGAAUGAGCUUUCCUGGUGUUUCUAAGUUGUCAUUCUCCUCUGAAAGUGCGCCAUCAAGAUUUUAGUAGAUAGUUUGGGGGAAAAUGAUAUGCUCAUUGAGUAGUCACUUUCAUUUUUGUAUAUGAUGUGCUAAAAGAAUCUGUGCAUAAUUUUUAGAGUAUGUUCAGGCCUGUUGGACCUAUCACCAACCCUGUUGAGUUCUGUGCCUUCCACUCUGGAAGAGUACUUGCGGGUUGUGGCUUUUAUGGCAUCCGAGCUAACGAUACCAUAAUUUAUGAGAAUAAAUACUGAUGGUUUGUUAUGGUUAUCA
Molecule: messenger RNA, 2433 nt
Organism: Dioscorea cayenensis subsp. rotundata (Guinea yam)
Lineage: Eukaryota; Viridiplantae; Streptophyta; Magnoliopsida; Dioscoreales; Dioscoreaceae
Product: probable E3 ubiquitin-protein ligase ARI2
Exons: 7
Coding region: 201-2069 (622 amino acids)
Biological process (GO): protein polyubiquitination; ubiquitin-dependent protein catabolic process; positive regulation of proteasomal ubiquitin-dependent protein catabolic process
Cellular component (GO): cytoplasm; ubiquitin ligase complex
Molecular function (GO): ubiquitin conjugating enzyme binding; ubiquitin protein ligase activity; zinc ion binding
Source: RefSeq, a predicted model, not a curated record